Molecule: messenger RNA, 10134 nt
Organism: Lepisosteus oculatus (spotted gar)
Lineage: Eukaryota; Metazoa; Chordata; Actinopteri; Semionotiformes; Lepisosteidae
Source: RefSeq, a predicted model, not a curated record
AAAUAUUGUCUGUAUUUUUCCAAAAUGUGUUUUUCCCCCUUUUUUUCUUUCCAAUAUGUGUGACUGCUGUCAUUAUUGUUGACAAAAUCAGAUGCACCCCUGUCAUGUGACGAGAGUCAAUGUUCGACUCCUUGUGGCUUCAGGAAGUAGUUGUGUUGAGGGUUUCGGUUUCAGCUGUUUUUGUUCCUAAACAAAGUGCGAGUCACUGUGCUGAGGCCGGUGAGAGAAAGAGUUGGAGAAGAGAGUUUUCAGCCGCGACAGAAAGCGUCCCCCUUCCAGAUUCACUAUCGAAAUAUUCAAUAAGGUGACACGGGAUGGGCCCGGGCUAGAAAAUUCUAGAUACCGCCGGUGUGCUGAGCUCCAGUUUCGGACAGGGACGGACAGCGGCCCGCUGCCCGCUGCCUAAUUGCGGAGCCUCGGGCUGGAGUGUCUUGUCUCGCCGGCUACCGGUCGCAGGAGGAAUCAGAAAAAAAACAAAACACAUGAGCAACACCGUCUGCCCCUAAACUCUGCCCUUUGUUUUGUUUGGGAGAGUUCUGCCAUCUAAAGUCGCCAAAAUAGCUGGGCCAGGUAGAAAGCGCCAUACCCCUGAACCAGACACCGCCAGUGAAGCCAGUGGGCAGUCCGCGAUCAGCAAGUGGCUCAAGAUGGCCAGCACCACUGAGGCCGCUGGCUGCCGGAGACCGUCUCGUGGGCCAGAGGACAGCACCAGCAAGAAGAAGCAGAAGGACAAGGCCAACCAGGAGAGCAAGGAGGCUAAGCGGGCCAGCAGCUUAGAAACAAAAAAAGAGCUGUCAUGCUCUCAAGAGUCACUUGAUGAAACAAAUUUUGAUGAUGUGUUCUAUGACUGGAAGCAGAAUGCCAAUGAGGUCAUUGUGAAGCUGAAGCCAGGAGAGGGAGUUAUGAAGGUGGAGGAUGUGGAUGCAGGGUUCUCUGAUACAGCCUGUCAGGUCAAGUUCCCAGAUGGACGCCUGUGGAGCUGUCAUCUCCAUGCUGAGAUUGAGAGUUCAUGUAGUAAGGUGCAGUACAAGGAGAAAGGCAGCUUCCUGCAGUUAGUCAUGCAGAAGAAGAUCCCUUUCAAUGCCUGGCCGUCUCUGAUGCGGAGCAAGAAGAAUAAAGAUCCAGUUCAGAUCCAGACAGAGAGUGGUAAACAGCUUCCCCCAAAGGUAGAGAAACUGGAUGCGGAAAUGGGAAAGGCUCCUGUGGAGUCAAUGGAACAGAAACGUGCAAAAGUAGAGCGGGGAUUGAAACGUGCAAUAAAGGCAAAACCUUCCGAAAAGAGCGAUCUGGGGGCAAAGAUGCCAGAGGCAGCAAAGCCCACCGAGAAGACGGAGCCACCGGCUGAACCCAGUGCUAAACGGACAUUCUGCACCGUAAAAACUGCUAAAGACCCGGGGCUUAGUUCUGGAAGGGACUCCCCUGCCAAGGGAUCUGAAAAAUCCCAAACUGAGACCAGCUCGGAAGCUGCGUGUCCCCUUAGCUGCAAUGGCAGGAGCAGGCACAAAAGGAGUGACCGGGGACCUCCGGCAGCUCUGCUGCAGGAGAGGAGGGCAGACAGCCAGCACAUGGGGAAGUCUCAGGCGGUGGUGCUAGAAGAAAGGAGAGGCCAGUCUGUGGUCACUGAAAUCGGCUCGGACGUUCUGGGGCCUCCUUCAGGUGGAACUCUAAAUCCUCCCACAGUACCCUGCUCCAGUGGGGACAGUGAGAAGUCAGAUUCCUUGGACGGGACUGUUGAGCCAGCAGUGCAAGUGGACAGAGAGACAGCCAUGAUCCCCGAGGUAGAGAAAAGGGUCCCUGAGUUAGGAAUGGUUGGGCUUGAUCAUGUGGGCGCUGGGGAGCCUGCCUCAAUCGCCUUGACUGAGGAGGCAGGUGCCUCUGGAACGAGCACUGAGGAAAAGAGAGACAGGUGCAAGGAGGAGACCUUGGAAAACCAGGCAGAAGUCUUGGAGCCCAUGGUGAAUCUGACAUUUGUGAAGAAUGACUCGUAUGAGAAAGGGAAUGACUUCAUGGUAGUUAAUGUCUACCUGAAAGGGAUCCAUAGGGAAACAGUGAAGGUACUUUUCCGGGAGCAGGAUUUCACUCUCAUCUUCCAGACAAGUGACCCAAGUUUUUUGCGGCUACAACCGGGCUGUGGACCAAACACUGUCUUUAAAUGGCAGGUAAAACUCAGGAAUCUUAUCCACCCCGACCAGUGCACUUAUGCUUUCACCCCAUCCCGGAUUGACAUUACCCUGAAGAAGAGACACAGUCAACGCUGGGGAGGCCUGGAGGCACCUGCAACACAAGUGGGUGGUGCCAAGGUUGCUGUGCCCACUGGGCCUGCCUCACUUGAUAAGAGCCAGCCAGGGAGUAGCCAGCACGCGCUGCCAAGCAAAGAAGAGCCCAGGACUGCAGAGAAGGAUAAAACCCGUGCAGAGGACAGUGCCUUGGAUACUGUAGGAGACCGAACUGUACCUGAACAUGUUCCCAUAAAGCAAGAGCCCCUGGUUACUUCACCCAAACCAACCUGCAUGGUGCCACCAAUGACUCAUGCAUCUGCUGGCAGUGAGCACACCGCUGAGGAAGAGGAGAAGAAGGUUUGUCUGCCUGGUUUCACAGGACUGGUCAACCUGGGCAACACCUGCUUCAUGAACAGUGUCAUCCAGUCCCUCUCCAACACCAGAGAACUACGGGACUACUUUCAUGACCGAGCUUUUGAGACAGAAAUAAACUGCAGCAACCCCCUAGGGACCGGAGGACGUCUCGCAAUAGGGUUUGCGGUGCUACUGCGAGCAUUAUGGAAAGGGACCCACCAUGCGUUCCAGCCCUCCAAACUCAAGGCGAUUGUGGCAAGCAAGGCCAGCCAGUUCACAGGAUACGCACAGCAUGAUGCGCAGGAGUUCAUGGCGUUCUUAUUGGAUGGCCUCCAUGAAGACCUGAACAGGAUCCAGAACAAACCCUACACUGAGACUGUGGAUUCAGAUGGGAGGCAGGAUGAGGUUGUGGCAGAGGAGGCUUGGCAGCGACACAAGAUGAGGAAUGAUUCCUUCAUUGUGGACCUUUUCCAGGGACAGUACAAAUCCAAACUGGUCUGCCCUGUCUGCUCAAAGGUUUCUAUAACUUUUGACCCCUUCCUGUACCUCCCAGUUCCAUUGCCUCAAAAACAGAAGGUCCUCACUGUUUUUUAUUUUGGGAAGGAACCUCAUAAAAAGCCUGUUAAGUUUCUUGUGAGUGUUAGUAAGGAGAAUUCCAGCACAGCCGAAGUUCUGGAGUCCAUUUCCAGAAGUGUGCGCGUCAAACCUGAGAACCUGCGGCUGGCUGAGGUCAUCAAGAGCCGAUUUCACAGAAUCUUCCUGCCCUCGCACUCUCUAGAUGCUGUGUCCCCUUCAGACACACUCUUUUGCUUUGAGGUGCUGUCUAAGGAGCUGGCUAAGGAGAAAGUGCUUGUUUUGCAGGUCCAGCAGAGACCGCUUGUCCCCAGUAUCCCUAUCGCUAAGUGCGCUGCCUGCCAGAAGCCUCCCCAGUCUCAGGAAGAGAAGGUGAAGCGCUGCACUCGCUGCUACCGGGUGGGGUACUGCAACCACUUUCACGUACAAACGCAGGCAGGAUUUGCAUCUCUGAUUUUUACAAUUAAAAUUAAUAAUGAGAACAUCCGGUUCAAACACCCCAUAAAAACGUGCUUCUUAUCCUCUAGGUACUCUGUCAGCGUGUUCCAGCCCCCCUUCCAGACAGGCAGAAUGUCCCCAGAGGUCAGCCAGUGCCGAGCAGAUUUGCCUCCUGAGACGCUUGACAGCAGCUGUCAGGAAAGUGUCCUAGCUCAAGAGGCAGAAAAAGAGGGGCCCAGCCUGUCCUCUGAGCCCCACACCAACUCCGAGCAGCCCCCGGGGAACUCCGUUGAGGAGCCAGACUCAAUGACCUCUUUGACCACUGACUCGGGUUUCUCCGCGCCAGUACCUGAAACCCAGGAUUCUGUCUUGGAGAAGGAGACUUCCUGCGAGAAGACUGUGAAACCUGAGGCUGCAGUGACAGGCUACCAGCAGCCUCCAGAGUCGCAAGCCCACUCGGCAUCUCAGUUCUACAUCUCCCUUAUCGAUUCUGCGAACAAGGAGCAGAGGCUGGAGGACAAAGGAGAUGCGGUGCUGGAGAUUGCAGAGGACUGUUCCCUGGUCCUGGUGUGGAAGAACAAUGAGCGACAGAAGGAGUAUGUCCUGAUCAAGUCCAAGGAGCUAGAGUUUGUGGAGGACCCAGGCUCGGCUAGUGAGGCAGCCAGGGCCGGGCAUUUCACCCUGGAGCAGUGCCUCAACCUCUUCACGAAACCGGAGGUGCUGGCGCCCGAAGAGGCCUGGUAUUGUCCCAAAUGCAAGCAGCACAGAGAGGCGUCCAAGCAGCUGAUGCUGUGGCGCCUACCGAACGUGCUCAUCAUCCAGCUCAAACUUCAGAGACAGAAGAAACUUGAGACACACCUUCCAGAACCUGACACGGGUUUCCAAAAAUCGCAGGCAUCUCUAAUAUGGCAUGAGCUGGAGGAGGAAGAGGAAGGGCAAGAAGACUCCAUUGCAUCUACAGGUGGAAGGCUGCGAGGAAGAGAGGAGGCCAGGAGGGGCUGGGGGGAGCUGGACGAGCUCUCCGAUUACUCAGAUGAAAACUUUGUCAAAUAUUUUGUGCUGGGCACCCUGGCUGCAGUGCUGGCCUUAGUGCUGAACGUGGUUUAUCCACUCAUCUCUAAGAGUCAUUGGAGCUAGACAAAGUAAAGCAGAAGAAGUCAGUAGAGUCAACCAAGAGCCUGGGCAAACUAACCUUUUCCAUCUAGAUCAUGUUCAGUAUUGAACAUGCAUAGAAAAUCAGGUGCUGAUCUUUCAUGAAAAGCCAUAUUUAAACUUUUUUGUGUGUUUUUAGAAAGAGGUUUUAUGAAAGUAUGUUUCUGAACUCUGAAAGACUGACAGUCUGGGGAUGGUAGGUUUGAAUUCAUGCUUUGGUACAUACUGCCAUUGAGGUACAGACACCAAGUGGCAAGGCAUGACUUCAAGGUAUGUGCAUUGCCAGGAUCUGGGGAUGACAAGAACUACUUGGCCUCUCAAAUAAUUAUAGUACCUAGGUGUCUUCCAUGCGAGCUGUUUUUCUGUCCUCCACUCCAGACACUUAAAUCUCAGGUGUGUCUGUUCAGGUUUCACAAUAUGAAACACAGCAGCUAGCAUAAUCGCAAAUGCCUCUGAUUCACCAAAGACUGUGGCCUGAUUUCCAUAAAGAACAUUAUCUGGAAUAGCAAUGAAAUGAGUCUGUAUUUUCAAGCAUAAACGGUAGGCUUUCUUAAAUUAAUUGAGAACUUCAGUUCUUUUAGGGCUUUUAAUUGUUUUUAGUUUUGUAGUUGGAUUUCCUAGAGACUAUACAGUAUGUCCAUUUUGAUUUGUUUAAUUAGUUUUAUUUAAUUUAAUAACUGAUUUCCAAGGGACCAUAAAUAACAGUUAAUUGCAGUAAUGACAGUUGUAAAACUAUAAUCACAGUUUUCAUCGUAUUAUGACGAUCAUUUUAGAUGACUUUGUUGUUGUGAUGCCUUUUCACAGUAAAGUCUGCCAGAGAGAGGCAUUUAACUCAGGUGUAUCUUUUGUACAAGGAGUGUUUUGUAUAUACUGUAUAGUUCCAUAUGUCCUUAUGAGUUAGGGAAGAUAAAAGUUAAUAUUAAUGUACAAUAUGGUGAUUAGCACCUCUGUAAACCCAGAGUGGAAUGUCCCUCAAGAGUUCCUUUAUCCUAUCUCCUUUCACAAACCUCAGACUGAACUCACAAGACAGGAACACUCAGUCCUGUUCAGGGUUUUCAUCAAGCCUGAAAUACUGUUUAAAAAAGCUUUUGCUUUAAAUGUUUGAGAAAUUGAGAGUUUAUAUCUCUCCAUAUACUUUUCCUUGGUAGAACUACAGUAUACUACUGAGAUAACUGAACUGAGAUAAAGGGACCCUUGCAAUUUAACACCUGCCCAGUUGUGGCUGCUUUUCAAUAAGAUAUUUUACAUGUAUUUUCUUAGGGUGAUGUGCUUGAAAGGGAAUGUAACUGAGAGCUGUUUAAAGGGUUCCUAGACAGCUCUUUAGUGAGUAUUGUAAAAGUGCCUGAAUAUGAAGUAUGCAUUGUUUUCUGUCUUUGACUAGGAGAGUGCACCAUCCUGUAUCUACUGUACUGUGUCCAUGCCUUUUGUGAUGGUAAAUAGCACAUAUGUAUAGUAUAAGGAACAAGUAGAGGUUAAUUCCACUCUGAAAAGAAAAAAAUAAUAAUAAACAACGAUUUCUAACUUCACAGUUUGCAUGUUGGCACACCUUUGCACUCUAACCAAUUUAUAUAUAUAUAGUUAAAUUUUAUAUAUAAUAUAUAUAUUGCAUGAACUCUGAAGUUCAUUUGACUUUUAGCAUAUUAAAUAACCUGUCAAUAUCUGUGAAGAAUAUUUAUCAAACACUACUUAAAGAGAUGGUCCUGUCAGAUAAAUAAUUUUACUUUGUUUUAAUAUGUGUUUAAAAUUUAUAUCUGGGUCUUUUUAGUAAAACUAUAUACAAAAAUAUAUAAAAGGGCAGCCAAGUCAUUUAAAUGGUGUAUAUACUGUACAUUUAAUGUUUUUGUGAAACUUCUAAUGUGGAGUGUUGCAGGGUUUUUUUGAGACCUAAAAUACUAUAUAUGUGCCCUGUGCAUUUUCAAAGAAAAUCGCUGCAUACUGUUGUGAGGAACACAAGCAUGUGGAAAGAGAACUAUGAUGAUAUUGUAAAGUUUCAGAAAGAUUACUUCAAUCUGACUAGAUAAUAUGAAAGUGAUGAGGGGAGCACAGUUGAUUUCUUUUUGUAAUUUAAGGUAGCACAUUGUUUUUGUUAAGAAGAUGAAUUUGCAUCCUUCUCAUGUCUAGGAUAUACUGUAUGGUGGGAAUAUCAUUAGGAUAUAUGCUCAAACCCUUAGUAAACAUCUAAUGUACGUAUUCCAGUGUCUUUCUCUGAGGCCCUAGAUCAUACAGUUGAUUUUUAAAAACAAAAUAGUUAGAAUCACUGUAACAGAAUUUUAACUGUGGUAGUUGCUUGGUUUCUUCAAAAAGGGAGAUUCCUUUCUGUUUCUCACUGGGUUGGUGCUGAGGUACAUGUACUGUAUAUGUUAUAGGUUCUGGCCAGUCCUAUGUCCUUGGUAAAAGUGCAUCAACAUAAAUGAGACCAAAGUUUACAGAGCUAUUUUCUCUGAGGGCUAACUAAUAUUCCAAAAACUUGAUUAGUGCAAAAGACAGCCAGUUGACAAAUAAAAUGAAUAUGUUGUGUGUAAUGUCUGGUUUACAUCAAAUAGUAACAAAGUAUUCAAAUGAAUCUCAGGUAUAGUAAUGGUGUUUAUGACUUCUGCUUUGAAUUAGUGCAGUUCACUUUUAUUCACUGUCAAUGAAAACUGUCAACUAAUUAAAUGAAAUUGAGGGAUGUCAUGUUUUAAAAUGAUUCUUUAAGUAGCCUUCAUCUAUUAAAGACCACUCCUGAUGUAUUUUGUAACACACUAUAUUUUUCUCAUUCUAAAGUGGACAUUUUUUUACAGGAACAUGAAGGAUGGUACCUAGUAUAUUUAAAUGUUUUAACAUUGUGCCUGCAGUUGAAUGAACUCUAGAUAAAAAAAAAAACUUGAUUAAAUAUAAUUUUUUAAUAGAUUGUUUAACCCACAUAGUCUGUUGUUUAUUAAACUGAAAUCAGGUUAACACUAAAGAUAUAUUUUAAUGAAAUGUACAAUGUAAUUACAUUUAAAAUUUUAAAUAUAAAUAUGUACACCUAAACAUGGGAUGUGUUCUGUGCUUUGUGCUUUUAAAAGGGAAAAGCUGGUGAAAACACUGAAAUAAUAUGAAAUGUAAACCAUCCCACCAAUAUGUUGUUUUUCCAUACAGUCUGACUGCUGCUCUAGGAAUUCAGUUAUUUGUACUGUCUUAUUUAAAAUAAAAUUUGAACUAUGCAGUUGUCUAAAUGUUUCUUAUUGCAUAUAUGUUAGCUAUAUCUUUUGAAAACUGUGGAUAUGGAGGUGACAAAUGUGUUUGUUGAUUAACUCAUGUCUACAUCAAUAAGAUGUGCUAACAAGCACCGUGAAGCUUUAAAUCUUCUUGUAUACUUUGUGUAUGGUCUCGGGCAUAAGGACACAUGCAAUAACAUCGCCUUUUGAAAUGUGUACUGUGCAUGUGCAAUAGACAAUGCCAAUUCUAGAUUUUAAACAGGACCAUCGUUUUGUAGUUGCCCAUGAUUCCAGUUUCUCUUCAAGUUUUUUUCAUAAUUACUGCUAUAAUCCUGUGUAUAAAUAGAAAACAAAACUGUUCACAUAUGAUUUUUUGACUGCCUUACUACUUGUGAACAGUUUAACUUCAGAUUAUUCGGAGCGCUGUUGCAAAGCAGCCAAACUGUUCAUCUCUAUGUACAUCAUUCCAGCCUAGGGAAGUAUGUAAUCUUCUGUUCUUAAAGAGAAAGAAUCUAACGUUUUCAUAGGCCACUUUGAAACAUGAGCCGUCAAAUAGCUAUGAGUGAAGGUCAUGUUUAGGCAUCAAGUAAAUCGCUUCAAUUGAGUAAUUUGACUUGGCUUGAGUGAAAAACUGCAGCCUCUUUCCCUUAAUGACUACAGGUAGACCCUCCUGAAUUAGCAAGAUUUGCAGAAAAGCCUUAGAAACCUACCACCUGAGGAGAUAAGCCAUGUACAAAAUCUGCCAUUCUGAUAACACUGCUUUUCUUAUGUUUGUCAGAAAUGCUUAUCUUUUGUGAAUAUUAUUCCCUCUAGUAUUGUAAUAAUAAUAUUUUAGUUGAAUUUCAAAUUAGGUUAAACUAGUAAAUGCGAGAUCUCAAAAUCAAAGGUGUGAUUUAUUUUACAGGCUUCUAGCCAGGCACUAUUCGAGACAGACCUGGAUACUGAAGGACCCCCGCAGUUGACCCCAGAAGUGGCCUCAGAUCUGUUCCCCCACCCUGGAGACUGCACCUCCCCGUCUUACAGCAACAUUAAAGAUGUGGAUUAGACCAAUCAUCUCCUCCCUGGACUCUAUCUGUGAUUAUCCAGCCACAGUACUAGGAUUAAAACCUCAUUGCUUACUAAUUGAGUUGAAGGAACAGCAUUGGGUACCUACUGUUCCUAAAAAAAGGUGAUGAGAAAGCAUGUGCACACUGGUAGACUGACACAUGUACAGUACACCCCUUUUUCUACCAUUGAAUCCUGCCAGACAACUAUACAGCGGCACAAAGAUAAGACUUGUAUCCCAGUAAUAUUCUCUUGAUUGCACCAUGGACCUGCUCUGGGCACCAAAUGGAAUCGAAUGGAGAAAAAAAAAAUGUUUACAGCAUGUGUAGUUGACACUUGGCCUCUUCUGGUGCGUUUUUCAAGUGUACUGGACCUUCACUCUUCCCUCUUCCCCUUACAUGUGUGUGCCAGUUCUCUGAGAGCUGUGCCAGUUCACUAUGAACACAGUUAAAAAAAAAUCCUUGGGAGUGGUAUUUUUGUUGCAGUGUCUUUUAAAAUGUCCUCUGUGUUACAGGCGAUGUACAGGUUCAGUAAGUAAAGGUGCUGAAUAGUACAAACCAAAUUAGAGGCUGGGGUAGUAUGGUUGUUGAUAACGUUUCUGCUAGGCGAGAAAGAAGUGAUCAUUGUAAGACGUUGUAUGUUCUUCCUUGGCAAGAUGUGGCUGAUGGAGAUGUAAUUUCACAGAUUUCUCCUUUUUAAAACUCCCUUAAAGCAUAGCCCAGAGUUGGAGAUAUUUUGAACCAGGCUUUGACUUUUAUUGUUUCCCUUGUCCAGGCACUGAUGUUCACUUUGUAAAGCUCUUGGGCCAAUCCCUGUGGAUUCUCUUUUACUGAGCACUUUUAUGACUUUGAAAACACACGCAUGUUAACACACAGAAGCCCAGUUGUGGAAUUUAUCACAGUUUUUUUUCCAGUUAAAGAUUUCUAUUGCUAUGUUCUUUCAGUUGUGAGUGGAUAGUCUUGGUAUUUUGUUUAUUCUCGUUUUCUUGUAUUGUAACUGCAUAUACAAGUGGGAGGUGGGGUUGGGGAUUAUACGAAUGCUGCUGUGAAUAAAAGUAUAAAUCGUUAAUAUAAAUAAAUUCUUUUUGAGUCGCCGGGGAAAAAAAGAAUAUGUUUGUAUACACAACAAACUCUGAUUUAAAAGUAACUUUAAAUAAAGUUUCCUGGCAGACAGGG